AUGGCGUAUAUUGAAGAUGAGGAGACUUUUGAAAAUGUUGGGACAAAAGUGGCAAAUGAAGAUGCAUGGGCAAAAUUACCAAAUGAAGAUGUAUGGGCAAAUGUGACAAUUGAUGAUGAAAGGGUAGAAUUGCCAAAUGAAGAUGAAGAAGAGGAUUCAUAA
Messenger RNA from Prunus armeniaca (apricot), 162 nucleotides. The record is from the annotation of a GenBank genome assembly. NCBI's taxonomy places the organism in Eukaryota, Viridiplantae, Streptophyta, Magnoliopsida, Rosales, Rosaceae.